Myxozyma melibiosi is the source of this 1110-nucleotide messenger RNA. Its product is annotated as acetyl-CoA acetyltransferase. Bases 1 to 1110 code for a protein of 369 amino acids. Gene Ontology annotation, cellular component: mitochondrion. The record is from RefSeq and is a predicted model, not a curated record. The transcript is spliced from 3 exons. Gene Ontology annotation, molecular function: acetyl-CoA C-acetyltransferase activity. Gene Ontology annotation, biological process: fatty acid beta-oxidation. Lineage: Eukaryota; Fungi; Ascomycota; Lipomycetes; Lipomycetales; Lipomycetaceae.
AUGCGAGGAUUUCGGUCGUCGUCGCGGCUGAGACGGGAAGGCGACGAUGUAUAUAUUGUGUCUGCUGCUCGGACAGCUGUGGGGAAAUAUCAAGGUGCUUUCAAAGAAACGUCAGCCGGAGACCUCGGUGUCGCAGCGAUCAAAGCCGCAGUAUACAAAUCUGGUCUUCGCGAUCUGUCCGAGGUCCCAGAAAUCUAUUUCGGCAAAGCUUUCCAGAAAACGAACGAAAUGUUAGGUAAAGAAGUUGUGCUUGGUGCUGGAUUUCCGAGCUCGACAGACGUGACUACAAUAAAUAAGCAGAGCGCAUCAGGUAUGAAAGCUGUGAUACUUGCUGCGCGGAAUAUUCAGUCUGGUGCGGCGAACGUGAUGGUUGCAGCCGGAAUGGAGAGUACAAGUCGGUCACUCUCAUCUUUGGACGAUAGCUCGGAUGGGGUUUGGGGGAUGAACUUUAUUGCCGAAGAAACAGCCAAGAAACAUGAGAUUUCCCAAAGCAAGCUGAGCAGCUACGAGACCGAAUCUUAUAGGCGAGCAAAAUCAGCACUAGAAUCCGGACUUUUCAAGUUUGAGAUUGCUCCUGUGGCAAUCACGACAAGCAGCUCCGAAGCAAAGAUCAUGAUUGAGAGAGACGAGCUGAUUCAUGAGCAGGCUGAACAGGCAAAGAGCUUGAAUUCGAGUGGAGAUGGCGCGGCAGCCGUUGUUCUUGUAGCAGAAUCGCGACUUGAUGACGAGGCAGACGACCUCAUCCGGCCUUUGGGCAGGAUUGUGUCGUACGCUGAGGUCGCGACUAGUGUUGCAGAUGCAUUGAUUGCGCCUUCGCUUUGUAUACCUACUGCUCUGAGGAAGGCGGGACGCAGUAUUACCGAUAUUACAAAGUUCGAGAUAAGUGGAUCCUCAGCGGUCGUACCGCUCGUAAACAGUAAGCUGCUUGGUCUGGAUUUGGCUAUGGUUAAUGCAAAAGGAGGAGAUCUUGCGAUGGGUCAUACUUUCGGGGCGAGCGGAUGCAGAAUGCUGGUAACGCUCUUGUACUCUUUGAAAGAAGGAGAGUACGGUGUCGCCUCGGUCUGCGAUGGCAGUGGAGGAGCAAGUGCGAUUGUGGUCCAGAGGAUGUAA